Laccaria bicolor S238N-H82 is the source of this 351-nucleotide messenger RNA. RefSeq names its product putative mitochondrial 37S ribosomal protein MRPS12. The annotation marks the transcript as partial. Gene Ontology annotation, cellular component: small ribosomal subunit; ribosome. The record is from RefSeq and is a predicted model, not a curated record. NCBI's taxonomy places the organism in Eukaryota, Fungi, Basidiomycota, Agaricomycetes, Agaricales, Hydnangiaceae. The transcript is spliced from 2 exons. Gene Ontology annotation, biological process: translation. Gene Ontology annotation, molecular function: structural constituent of ribosome.
ACAAUGAAUCAAGCUAUGAAGAGGAAGCCCAGAGCCAAAAAACAAGUAAAGUCAAAGUCGCCAUUGCUCGAGAACUGUCCCGAGAGAAAGGGCGUCGUCACUCGUCUCAUCAUUGCCAAACCGAAAAAGCCCAACUCGGCCAAGCGAAAAGUCGCUCGUGUGAAGCUCUCGACUGGAAAAUCUCUCAUGGCGUACAUCCAAGGAGAGGGACACAAUCUUCAAGAACAUAGUGUCGUUUUAGUUCGUGGAGGACGUACGAAGGAUCUUCCAGGUGUCGGUUACAAACUUGUUCGUGGAGCCUUGGACUUUGGUGGUGUUGUGAACCGCGCUAUGUCUCGUAGCAGAUAUGGG